AUGCAGAUAUUGAUGCUGAACACUUGGUAUAUUGUUCUAUUUGUCUUAAGUUUGCUGAUAUUUAGCUUCAUUCAUUAUGUUUAUAGAUGGAGAAAUCCAAAAUGUAACGGAGGAAAACUCCCACCUGGUUCCAUGGGAUUACCUUUCAUCGGAGAAACCAUUCAGUUCUUUAUCCCCAACAACUCACUAGACACUCCAAUAUUUUUCAAAAAGAGAUUAUCCAGAUAUGGAUCGGUGUUUAAGACGAGUUUAAUAUUUCAUAAGGUGGUAGUAUCACUAGACCCAGAUUUUAAUCAUUUCAUAUUCCAACAAGAACGAAAGACAGUACAAUUAUGGUAUAUGGACGCAUUUUGGGAUGUAUUCGGAAAAACUGUUGAAACUUCAGCUGAUCUUUACAUUCUCAAAUACUUUAGAAACUGUCUCUUAAAUCAAUUUGGUAUUGAAGCCAUCAAGGAGAAACUUCUUCCUAAAAUCGAAGUUCAAGCUGACCGAUAUCUACGAACUUGGUCUGCUCAAUCCUCUGUCGAAGUUGAAGCAUCAAUCACAAGGAUGGUAUUUGAUCUGACUGCGAAACAUUUAUUCCAUUACGAUCCGAUGGAUACGAACAUGGGUAACGUGUUUGCCGACUUCUUUGAUAGUGUAAUGACGGUUCCUAUAAACAUUCCCGGUACUACAUAUCACAAGUGUAUGAAGAACAAAAAGAAAGCAAUCCAACUGAUGAAGGAUAUACUGCAAGAGAGGCGUAAUUCAACUGAAAAGAAAGGCGAUUUUCUUGAUCAAGUCAUAGAAGACAUGAAAACAAUGGAAUUUAUAACGGAAGAUUUUGUUGUUUAUUUCAUAUUCGCAAUAUUACUUGCCAGUUUUGUCUCCAUUUCUACAGCUCUCACUUUAGCGUUUUCACUGUUGACAGACCACCCUGCCGUGGUGACUGAAUUACUGGAAGAACAAGAGAAUUUGGCUAAAAGCAAAGGUAACCCGGAUUCUCCACUUACAUGGGAUGAGUACAAAUCAAUGACUUUCAUGACUCAGGUUAUUCAUGAAACACUAAGGAUGUCUAAUAUGCUUCCUGGGAUGUUAAGAAAGGUUAUUAAAGAUGUUCACGUAAAUGGGUACACAAUUCCAAAAGGAUGGACAAUUAUGCUAGUUCCUUCUGCUGUUCAUAUGAAUCCUAAAAAGUUUCCAGAUCCACAUAUCUUUAAUCCCUGGAGAUGGAGUGACAUUGGUGGUACAAAUGCACCGUCGAUAGAUUAUAUUCCGUUUGGUGGAGGGUUGAGACAUUGUGUAGGAGCAGAGUUUAGCAAGACAGUGAUGGCUAUAUUCAUUCGUGCUUUGAUCACUAAGUUCAGUUGGACAAAAAUAAAAGGAGGAAAUGCUUACCGUAACCCUGCUCUAUCGUUCGGAAGAAGCGGUUUCCACGUUAAGAUCUCUGAAAGGGAUCAGAUCAAGAACUAAUCUUCAGCCGUUCUUUAGUAAAAACCACUGUUUGGUGGUCUGAGUGCCCGUUUCUAAGUUAUAACUAAGUAUUGGAUGUGAAUACUUAGUUUGUUGUCUUAUUUAAAAAAAUAAAAACUUGGUUUGUUAUCUUGUCACUAAUUUCUGCUUAUAUAAUUCUUAAAAGGAUUGUGAUGGUUGUUACUAACCAAUUUCAUGGUUUCCGUCACCAAGUUGGCAGAAUUGUUAGAUGGUACUCGUCUCGUCAGUGGACAAGUCGUCCUCCAUUGCAUGCA
Papaver somniferum (opium poppy) is the source of this 1727-nucleotide messenger RNA. RefSeq names its product cytochrome P450 87A3-like. The record is from RefSeq and is a predicted model, not a curated record. NCBI's taxonomy places the organism in Eukaryota, Viridiplantae, Streptophyta, Magnoliopsida, Ranunculales, Papaveraceae. Gene Ontology annotation, biological process: sterol metabolic process. The transcript is spliced from 9 exons. Gene Ontology annotation, molecular function: oxidoreductase activity, acting on paired donors, with incorporation or reduction of molecular oxygen; heme binding; iron ion binding. Bases 1 to 1452 code for a protein of 483 amino acids.